Molecule: messenger RNA, 2219 nt
Organism: Malania oleifera
Lineage: Eukaryota; Viridiplantae; Streptophyta; Magnoliopsida; Santalales; Ximeniaceae
Product: L-ascorbate oxidase homolog
Exons: 8
Coding region: 379-2019 (546 amino acids)
Molecular function (GO): copper ion binding; oxidoreductase activity
Source: RefSeq, a predicted model, not a curated record
AGCUCAUGCCUUGGGAUGGGUUGGGUUUUGCAGCGUAUUCUUAAUUAUAUUACAAAGAAGGGCCCAUUCCAUAAGCCAGAUCUAUCUACCCUCUGCGCAUCCUUUGUCUCUUUCCAGCACCGACUUCCCUGACAGUAGAUCACUACACUCCACGCUACAGGGAUAAAGGCUCCCAGCCAUAACUAAAGCUGUUUAAAAAGAAGUGAAGAACCAAAGCUCCAAGAAGCCAGAAAAAGGGAGGGAUAUAAUAACGCUUCUCUUUUCUUAUUUUUUUGUUCAGUAUAUUUCCACUUGCACCUCAGAGUUGAGAGUCGCAUUCUUUCCAUUUUUCAGUUCAGAAAUACUACACUACUCUUCAGGAUUUUUUGGAAGAAGAAGAUGAAAAUGACACAAACGGGGAGUUGCAAGAGCAUGUGUUGGCUCCUGCUGGAAUUCUUACUGGUGGCCUGCAUCAGUGGGGAAGACCCUUAUAGGUUUUAUACAUGGAAUGUUACUUACGGUGACAUAUACCCGCUGGGGGUUAAGCAACAGGGGAUAUUGAUAAAUGGACAGUUUCCCGGGCCUCAGAUUGAGUCGGUAACCAAUGAUAACUUGAUUAUCAGUGUUUUCAACAGCUUGGACGAACCUUUUCUCCUCUCUUGGAAUGGGAUACAGCAGAGAAGGAACUCAUGGCAGGAUGGAGUCUAUGGAACUAACUGUCCAAUCCCACCAGGGAAGAAUUUCACUUACGUUCUCCAAGUCAAGGAUCAAAUUGGUAGCUACUUCUACUUUCCUUCUCUUGCCUUUCACAAGGCUGCAGGAGGUUACGGUGGCAUCAAAAUUGCUAGCCGCUCAGUAAUUCCUGUCCCAUUCCCUCCUCCUGCUGGAGAUUACACCAUAUUGGCCGGUGAUUGGUUCAAGCAAAAUCACACUGAUUUGAAGGCAAUUUUAGACAAUGGACAUGAUCUUCCCUUCCCAGAUGGGCUUCUUAUCAAUGGUCGUGGAUCAAACGGGUAUACAUUCACAGUUGAUCAAGGUAAGACUUGCAGGUUUCGGAUAUCAAAUGUUGGCCUUACAACAUCAAUCAAUUUCAGAAUCCAAGGACACAAGAUGCUGUUGGUGGAGGUGGAGGGAACUCACACCCUUCAGAACACCUACUCUUCUCUUGACAUUCAUCUGGGGCAGUCUUACUCUGUUUUGGUCACAGCUGACCAACCCCCUGAAGAUUACUAUAUUGUCAUUUCUACGCGUUUCACGUCCCAAGUCCUCACGACAACCUCCAUUCUGCAUUACAGUAACUCUGCAGGAAAAGUGUCUGGUCCUCCCCCUGGUGGGCCAACAAUUGAGAUUGACUGGUCUGUGGAACAGGCCCGAUCAAUCAGGCGGAAUCAGACAGCAAGUGGACCAAGACCUAAUCCCCAAGGCUCCUACCAUUAUGGAAUGAUUAACACAACUCGCACAAUUAGGCUUGCAAACAGUGCUCCAGUGAUCAACGAGAAGCAGAGGUAUGCUGUUAAUAGUGUGUCCUUCAUCCCAGCUGACACACCGCUUAAACUUGCUGACAACUUCAAGAUCCCGGGAGUUUUCUCCCUCGGAAGCAUCCCAGACAGCCCCACUGGUGGCGGCACAUACCUCCAGACGUCUGUCAUGUCUGCUGAUUUCCGAGCUUAUGUUGAGAUUGUGUUUGAGAACUCAGAAAGCACGGUGCAGUCAUGGCACAUUGAUGGUCAUAACUUCUUUGUUGUUGGGAUGGAUGGAGGGCAGUGGACUUCUGCCAGCAGACUAAAUUACAACCUAAGGGACACAGUAUCACGCUGCACGGUUCAGGUGUAUCCCAACUCAUGGACUGCAAUUUACAUGCCUCUUGACAAUGUGGGAAUGUGGAAUGUAAGGUCUGAGAACUGGGCGCGCCAAUACCUGGGUCAGCAGUUCUAUCUUCGUGUGUAUUCCCCUGCCAAUUCAUGGAGAGACGAAUUUCCCAUCCCAAAGAAUGCUCUUCUUUGUGGUCGUGCAUUGGGCCAUACAACUCGGCUCCUAUAAUUCUGUAAACCAAUAUGACUGAGUGAUGGUCACGAAGGGGUGGCUGGUUUUUUUCUACCGAAAUAGGAUAAGGGUGUUUUUCUUUAAAUAUAUUAUUACGUAUUUACACAAUUACAUGCAAGAAUUGUUGCAUGAUUUGUUACGUUGUUAGCUUGUAGAAUCAAGUUUUUUUUAUGGAACCUAGUCUUUUUCCUUCUUCA